Messenger RNA from Heterotrigona itama, 838 nucleotides. NCBI's taxonomy places the organism in Eukaryota, Metazoa, Arthropoda, Insecta, Hymenoptera, Apidae. The record is from the annotation of a GenBank genome assembly.
AUGGAAAACUAUUUUGGUAUUAACAUUUUAUUUUUUUACAUGUUAUAAUAUUAAUAAAUUAUAUUAUUUAUUUUAUUUCAUAAAAUUAGUUAACGCAAAAGUAACAAAAGAACGUGAGAAGUUUCUCACAACAGGUUGUCCGAAAUUUGAUAAGUUACUCCAAGGUGGUAUUACUACUCGCGGGAUUACACAAAUUUAUGGAACUGCAAGUACAGGAAAAACACAAUUAGCUUUACAAUUAUGCCUGACAGUACAAUUACCUACAACAGAAGGUGGUUUUGCUGCUGGUGCAAUAUAUAUUUGUACUGAAUCUGUAUUUCCAUCACGAAGAUUACAGGAAUUGAUAGAAAAACUAGAAAUUACUAAAAAAUAUGGAAUAAAUGGUGAUUCAGUAUUUGUAGAACACAUACCAACUAUUGAGAAAUUAGAAACAUGUUUGCUUCAUAGAAUUCCAAUAUUAAUGUCUGCACAAAAGAUAGGAUUAAUAAUUAUAGAUUCCAUUGCUGCUCCAUAUAGAGUAGAAGACUGGAAUGAUGAAUCUAAUAAUAGGGCAAAGAGUUUGAGAAUAGUUGGACAACAAUUACAUAAAUUAUGUAGAAAUAAUAUUUGUGUAGUUUGUAUUAAUCAGGUAGCAGCAGUUAUACAUAAUAGUAUACUUAAUGAUAAUUUAAUCGUGCGACCAACUUUGGGGGCAACUUGGUUAAGUAUGAUAACUAAUUCCAUAGAAUUUUAUAGACUAGAUUCUAUGAGAUAUGCUUGUGUGAGAUUGUCAUCAAAUUUACCAGAAAUAACUAUUCCAUUUACAAUACAAGGAUGUGGAGUUCAAGCAAUAAGUUAA